This is a messenger RNA of Centrocercus urophasianus (Greater sage-grouse), 1946 nucleotides long. It is a transcript of the gene KLHL32, whose product is annotated as kelch like family member 32. The record is from RefSeq and is a predicted model, not a curated record. The transcript has 10 exons. Gene Ontology annotation, molecular function: protein binding. Lineage: Eukaryota; Metazoa; Chordata; Aves; Galliformes; Phasianidae. The coding region runs from base 1 to 1863 and encodes 620 amino acids.
AUGCCAUCUGAGAGGUGCCUGAGUGUUCAAGAAAUGUUGACAGGUCAGAGGCUUUGUCAGUCGAGCUCCCAUAAUGAUGCUGUUCUGGCAGCACUGAAUCAACAAAGAAGCGACGGCAUACUUUGCGAUAUCACCCUUAUUGCUGAAGAGCAGAAAUUCCACGCACAUAAGGCAGUCUUGGCAGCCUGUAGUGACUACUUUCGAGCAAUGUUCAGUCUCUGCAUGGUUGAAAGUGAAGCUGACGAGGUGAAUCUGCAUGGUGUCACAAGCCUAGGUUUAAAACAAGCCCUGGACUUUGCAUAUACUGGACAGAUCCUUUUGGAGCCAGGGGUGAUACAGGAUGUGUUAGCAGCUGGGAGUCAUUUGCAGCUACUGGAGCUUCUCAGUUUAUGUUCUCAUUAUCUCAUACAGGAAUUAAAUAGUUUUAAUUACUUGGACCUGUAUAAGCUUGCGGACCUCUUCAACCUCACUUUGUUGGAGAAUGCAGUGGUUGACUUCUUAAUAAAACAUCUCUCUGAGCUAUUGAAGAGUCAUCCUGAAGAAGUUCUGGCACUCCCAUACUGUCUCCUUCGAGAGGUUUUUAAAAGUGAUAGACUCACUUCACUCAGUGAAGAACAAAUCUGGCAGUUGGCUGUAAGGUGGUUGGAGCACAACUGCCACUACCAGUACAUGGAUGAGCUUCUCCAGUACGUCCGCUUUGGCCUUAUGGAUGUGGAUACACUGCAUGCUGUAGCUCUGUCUCAUCCUCUUGUUCAAGCUAGUGAAACUGCAACAGCACUUGUUAAUGAGGCCUUGGCUUACCACCAGAGCAUCUAUGCACAGCCAGUUUGGCAAACCAGAAGGACAAAACCCCGCUUCCAGUCAGACACUCUUUACAUUAUUGGUGGGAAAAAGCGUGAAAUCUGUAAAGUGAAGGAACUGCGCUACUUCAACCCUGUCGAUCAGGAGAACGUUCACAUUGCAGGGAUCGCCAACUGGAGUGAGCUUGCACCGAUGCCCAUGGGGAGAAGCCACCACUGCGUUGCCGUCAUGGGAGACUUUCUGUUUGUGGCGGGUGGGGAAGCUGAGCACUCCACGGGACGCACCUGUGCCGUGAGGACUGCCUGUCGCUAUGACCCCCGAACCAACUCCUGGGCAGAGAUAGCUCCCAUGAAGAACUGCCGGGAGCACUUUGUGCUCGGAGCAGUGGACGAAUACCUGUAUGCAGUAGGAGGCAGAAAUGAGUUGCGUCAAGUCCUACCUACUGUAGAACGCUACUGUCCCAAGAAGAACAAGUGGACCUUUGUACAGUCCUUUGACCGAUCGCUUUCGUGCCAUGCAGGAUAUGUGGUGGAUGGUCUCCUUUGGAUAUCAGGAGGAGUAACAAAUACUGCACAGUAUCAAAACAGGCUCAUGGUCUAUGAUCCCAAGCAGAACAAGUGGUUAAGCCGUAGCCCAAUGCUGCAGAGGAGAGUGUAUCACUCCAUGGCUGCUGUCCAAAGGAAACUCUAUGUGCUAGGUGGGAACGACCUGGACUACAACAAUGAUCGGAUCCUGGUUCGGCACAUUGACUCCUACAGCAUUGAUGCUGACCAGUGGACGCGUUGCAGCUUCAACAUGUUGACAGGUCAAAACGAGUCUGGAGUUGCGGUCCACAAUGGUAGAAUAUAUUUAGUUGGCGGCUAUUCAAUUUGGACAAAUGAGCCUCUGGCAUGUAUCCAGGUGCUGGAUGUCAGCAAGGAAGGGAAGGAAGAAGUUUUCUAUGGGCCCACGCUGCCGUUUGCUUCCAAUGGGAUAGCAGCAUGCUUUCUUCCAGCUCCCUGUUUCACGUGCCCCAACCUUCAGACCCUGCAAGUGCCUCACCAUAGGAUGGGCACGAUGUGAGAUGAGGAAUGUGUGCAUCAUCAACAGUGGCAUGUGGAGGGCGAAAAUCAAACCCCCUGUACAGACGGGGUCUUUGGAUCUGC